Molecule: messenger RNA, 1083 nt
Organism: Moneuplotes crassus
Lineage: Eukaryota; Ciliophora; Spirotrichea; Euplotida; Euplotidae
Source: the annotation of a GenBank genome assembly
AAUUAUUAAUGAUCCCAGUUCACGAUUCUGACACCGUAAUUCAGAAUAGAGUCAAAAGAGCCAGAGUUCAUUCAAUGGACCACAGAAAAGACCUGGCCAAAGUUGCCAAAUCUCCACAAGACUUGUUGAAAGGAAUCAAUGGCUUAGUAGUGAGUUAUGCAAAAGAUACAAAUGCUGCUAACUUGUUCAGUAUCAUUGAGGAUAAAUAGAGUAAACUGGAAGAACAUUGCUAAUGGAAUUCUUGACGAAAAGUCUGCAGCUAACUCAAUUUUCAAGCAAGAACUUCAGAAAUAGACGUAGACUAAGAGCAAAGGCAAAUAUCUUGAAGCAAAGUUCAAUCAAGUCUCUCGGUAGAAGAGGAGCCUGCCUCAAAACUGACUCUGACGGAGAGAGUGAUGUCUAUAAGCUCUUCGAGCAUGUCAAGAGUGAUAUCAUCAGAAAAAAGAUCCAAGGCUCCAUGAAACCUUGAUAUACAAAAGUAAUGAUCAAUGAAAAUGAGUUUGAAUCUUAUAAUUUCACUCAAGCUUCUUCAAAAGUGAGGCCUGUGUUAAAGAAGACCUUUAAAAAUAGUAGCCUCCUCAAGCUUCACUCUGAAACAGCUGGUCUGAGACAAAGAGGAAUUGAACUGAAGAACUUAUUUACUCAGAAAAAUCAAGGAUUCAAAAGAUUCAUGAGAUCCAUCCUCAAGUCAAAAAAGAGCAAAAACAAAGUUAGGUCAAGAUAUCUUCGGAAGAACACUAACUUAGAAACACCCAUGACUAUGCAGACCAUGAGUAGCUGUAAGAGACUUGCCACUAGCUCUAGUAACAGAGCAAAGACUUCUGCUAGUACUAAAAGAAGGUCAGGAAGGAAGACUUCUAACAACCUUCUCCGUUUCUCUAAAAGAGUGAAGAGAAGAGCUCUAAUAAAUAGCAGAGAAUAUGUGUACAAGAAGCCAGAUAAAAGUCUCUUUCCUGACUAUGACUCUUUCCUAGACUUUGGGUGUAAGAAAAUCAGCCAAUUUGGGCAAGUCAAGCCAGAGAAGAAGGCAAAGUUGAAUAACUUUAUGUAAACCUCUCAUGAAUCUUAACUCAAUUUAGUAAA